CAAACGUAAACAUCAUGGUUUUAUUCGUGUAGUUCACCGAUUUAGUAUUGUGAUAUCUUUGUAUCAUCUGUUGUAUAUCAAUGCUAUGUUAGCUUUGAACAUAAAUCACACAUGUUUUGCGGUAAAGAAAAAGGCGGACGUUUGCAAGAGUUGCUUUUAGGACGAUUCGCUAUAUUUAAUAUGUACAGUGGACUUCCAUCGCCGGGUCUCUCAGAGGCUGGUCUGAGGUCGGAUGAUAUUCAAAGAUCUCCAGAGAGCAACAAUGAUAAGAGGAUGAAGCAACCACAAACAAAACGGCAAAGGAAAAACCGCCUCAAAAAAAGAGAACCCGAAGAGAAAUGGGAGGAGCACUGGAAGGAGCUCACACAGUAUUUUGGCAUCAAUGAUAGAUUCAAGCCUCCUCCUUGUAGCAGGCCUCCUCUCAUGUCAGGCCUGGAAAAGUGCAUAGAGAGUGCCAUCGCUGAAGGGGACUAUGGGAAGGCGGACGAACUGUGUGACAGACUUGCUACUUGAGAGCUGGCCAUGAAAAUUGCACAAGCCGCCGAUAACCGUGACUUCGCCCGCACCAAACAGGAAGCAGAGGCUUCCCAGUCAGCCCAAAAGAGGAGGAAACAAAUCGCUUGGGGAUUUGAAGCAAAGAAAAGGUGGGAAACCAAAUGCAAUAUGGGAUUCAUGUGACAUUCAUUGCAGUGGAAAUGUUUAUAAUGGUUUAUAGAGGUAAUCUAUCCUUUCAUUGUCUAUGUUUAAUGCAUUACUUUUACAUUAAAGUGUCCUGUUUUUUUGUCUUCAGCUGACAUUAACAUUUCUGUGUUGUGGUCAUUUAUUCAGUUUUGUGUUUAUUUUUUGAAAUAGCUAAAUAAAUUCCCUAAAUACACCAUUAUUGUUAGAUUGGUGUUUACGGUAUUGUGUGUAUUUUGGUUCUUUUUCUCAUAAUUAAAUCUGGCACACACAACUGCACACAGCAUUUACUUACUGUAAGUGGGUUAAUCAAGAGCCUUUUUUUCUUCCACGGAGGUAUGGAGCGAGGGAAGAGAAAGGAAAGAUUAGGGGCCUAAUGCAAUGUGCAGGAUAAUAUGCAAUAGGAUUUGCCUGGGCAAAAUGAAAUUUGUCGGCUGUAAGGAGGUUUGAGCAGUCAUAAACGAGGAGUUUAGUCGGGUUCCAGUGUAGGAUGACUCUGUGUGUGAAGAAGAAAGGACGAGAUGAUAAAAAGAAAGAGAACUGUGUGUAUGACACUGGCCUCAACCCAUGAUGCAUGGACUGUGCUCUUGAUUGCACAUUCUUAUGAGCUGUCAGAAAAGAACCAAUUGACUUACACUUUGAAAAUAUUAAUUGUUAAUUUCAAUAUAUGCAGUGGCCCCAAAAAGCAUGUGGUUACUUCUUGACACUUAAGCCACACUUAAAAUGUAUGAAUGUCUUUGCAUUUGAUGACAAAAUAUCUAACCAAACUUUCUGCAAACAAUUAUUCUAAAGCCUUUUAGAAUACAUUUAACAUUUCUUAGCUAUUUUUGUAAUUGCUUUUAACCAACUGGUCUCAAUGUCCUUUUUAGUGAAUGUAUAAAGUCAGUUCCCCUCAAGCAUCAUAAGAGUAACCACAGGUGUAGUUUAUCACAUUAACUAUAGACAUGUUCUAUUAUGUUUGACCACCAGAAAGUGUCAAAAAAAACCUUUUUCUUCGGUAAUUUGUAAUAAUUUUCAUAAUUUGAAUUUGAACUUUUUGAAAAUUGUGCUUGUAUCUAAAAUGAAUGCCACUUGGUUUGAUAUUUUGUAAUAUAAUUUAAAGACAUUUAUACAUUUUAAAGUGUCCAAUGUGUGUGUGUGUGUGUGUGUGUGUGUGUGUGUGUGUGUGUGUAUAUAUAUAUAUAUACACACACACACACACACGUGCAAUAAACACCUUCCUUCUCUAAGCAUCCCUCCCACCUCCAUGGCACUGGCUAAUAACAGUGAGGUCAUUAGCUGGAAUAUGUAGGCUCACUCCCUUGAUUUAUGCACUGUGAGCCUCGGGCAGAGACAUCUGUAAUUUUAGGGUUUUGACAUACCCACCCUGACAGCCAACUGACAACUGUAGCACAAACUUGUCAGUGUUGCCUUAAGGCAAGGGGUGUGGUUUCAGCCCUGUCUGUUACCACGGAGACAUCUCAGUGAAGGGAAAUCACCUCUCUGUUGUAAAUGUCAUUUUUAAUUAUCAGUCAAAUUGUGGCUGUUACAUCACUAGUAAAGGAUGUCUUAGAAGAUCACAGACUGGUUUAUUCCUAUCACUGUUGUUCAACAUGCUUAAUAAACAGAAUGAAGCCUUUUGUAAUUGAUCUUGUUAAAGUGGUUCUGGAGCAUCUGGCCAUUUUUUAAUUAAAGAGGGAAGAAAAAACUAACAGUUAACAUUUUAGUUCUGCAACAUUUUUUAUGAUGACCUGGAUGACUGAGAAUCUUUGCAAAAAAUGUAAUUAACAUUUCUGCAAUAAAAUAGUUGAAGUCAACAUAAAAUCAAAAUUGGCACCAUUUACUUUUUAAAAGGUGCUCUUAAUAAGUUUUUAUGCUUGUCGUCUUGGACUUAUACUGUCAUCUAGAUUCAUUUAUGAAAUUUUAAAUUAUACCAAGAUAAGGAAAGUGAGUUUGAUGUUGUUUUUUUUUUUUUUUAUCAAUUUCUUUGUUUCCAGGAAUGUUGGUUAUUCAUGUUUUUGAGAUGUUCAUCAGUCAUCACAGCUGAUUUUCUGUAAAGGUGCUUUGGGAAAAUAUGCAUUGGGUAAAGCACAAAU
Xyrauchen texanus (razorback sucker) is the source of this 2753-nucleotide messenger RNA. It is a transcript of the gene fam204a, whose product is annotated as family with sequence similarity 204 member A. The record is from RefSeq and is a predicted model, not a curated record. The transcript has 6 exons. NCBI's taxonomy places the organism in Eukaryota, Metazoa, Chordata, Actinopteri, Cypriniformes, Catostomidae.